Molecule: messenger RNA, 958 nt
Organism: Aspergillus nidulans FGSC A4
Lineage: Eukaryota; Fungi; Ascomycota; Eurotiomycetes; Eurotiales; Aspergillaceae
Product: protein cut2
Exons: 3
Coding region: 1-774 (257 amino acids)
Cellular component (GO): extracellular region
Molecular function (GO): hydrolase activity; cutinase activity
Source: RefSeq, a predicted model, not a curated record
AUGCACUUCAAACUUCUGUCCCUUGCUGCUCUCGCUGGCUUGUCCGUUGCCAGUCCUUUGAAUCUUGACGAGCGCCAGCACGCAGUCGGUAGCUCGAGCGGCAAUGAUCUCCGCGACGGCGACUGCAAGCCCGUCACCUUUAUUUUCGCUCGCGCCUCCACUGAGCCCGGCCUUCUGGGCAUGUCGACUGGACCCGCCGUUUGCAAUGACCUCAAGGCCGAUGCCUCUCUCGGCGGCGUAGCUUGUCAGGGUGUUGGGCCGAAGUACACCGCGGGGCUGGCCGAGAAUGCUUUGCCUCAGGGAACCUCUAGCGCGGCCAUCAACGAGGCCAAGGAGCUCUUCGAACUGGCUGCCUCUAAGUGCCCUGACACAAGGAUUGUAGCUGGUGGAUACAGUCAAGGAACGGCCGUCAUGCACGGGGCGAUCCCCGACCUCUCCGACGAGAUCAAGGACAAGAUCGCGGGUGUCGUACUCUUCGGCGACACCCGCAACAAGCAGGACGGCGGGCAGAUCAAGAAUUUCCCCAAAGACAAGAUCAAGAUCUACUGCGCUACCGGUGACCUGGUCUGCGAUGGUACGUUGGUCGUUACCGCCGCGCAUUUCACCUACGUCGCAAACACAGGUGAAGCUUCCAAGUGGCUUGAGCAGCAACUCGCUUCCAUGCCCGCCUCCACCUCCACCUCUAGCAGCUCUAGCAGCUCUUCAUCUGCCCCUGCUAGUCAAACCAGCCAGUCUAGCGGUCUCUCUAGCUGGUUCUCUGGCCUUGGUAACUGAGUGUGCUGUCAUGGUCGGGCACGGUGCUGCGGAUGGCCCGAGCCGCAUUUGUUUAUGACCAGGGGCCUGGUACAGUGAGUGGUGCCUAGUAGUACACGAUAUUAUACGAGGAUUCUUUUUUAUGUCACCUGUCCGAGGAACAAGUUCCAGUAGGCUAUCCUUUUUAGACCUUUUAGCGACUCUA